GGCCACAUUUUCCGGUAACUCCUCAACUUCUGCAUGAAAAAUGUCGGCGUCCAUAUGCCAGGCAUGCCAUGUCGCUUGUUGUGCAAACGGCACUCCAAAUGUUGUUUCUUGGGGUCACGGGGGGAUCAUUGCUUUCGGCACGUGCAGCUCGGUCGCUCUUUACGACCCAAAGGAGAAAAGUGUCGUGUGCAUGCUGAAUGGACACACAGGCAGAGUGAAUGCUCUUCAAUGGGUUCACAGCAACAAACAAAGUGCUCCGGAGUGUCACCUCGUAUCGGGAGGCUCGGAUAAUCUGCUCAUUCUUUGGGAGGCUCGAGAUGAAAAGUUUGCCAAGUUGAUGGAGCUGAAGGGUCACACGGAGGCCGUGUGUGCGGUGGAUGCCGUCUACAUGGAUUCAGACAUCCUCGUUGCCUCCUCUGCAUCCGACUCCUCAGUUAAAUUGUGGCUCUGCAAUGACCGGAAAGAAGCUAAGUGCCUCCAUAGUGUGUCUUUUGGCAGCGGUUUUGUGACGGACGUUUCUUUGGCUGUGUUACCAGCCACUACAGUUCCCAUAUUGGCUUGUGGAGGCGACGACUCCCAGGUGUAUCUGUACCUGCUGCGCGGUGAGCGGCUCCAGAAGGCCAUGACACUGAAAGGACAUGAAGACUGGGUUCGGGGAGUAGAGUGGGUGUCAACACGUGGGGAGCUGUUAUUGGCCAGCUGUUCACAGGACUCUCUCAUCAGAGUGUGGAGGCUGACUGCCAAGUCCAGCACAGACACCCCCACAGAGGACGAUCACGCCAUCAUCAAAAUGAAAGAAGACGUUUUUGAAGUCGACGAUGAAGGGACUUCUUCAGUGUUUUCUGUGUCCCUUGAAACCGUCCUGGCAGGACAUGAGAACUGGGUGUGUGGAGUCCACUGGCAGCCUCCUGUUUACAAAGAUGACGAGCUGCAACAAUCGGCCCGGCUCCUCUCUGCCUCUAUGGACAAAACCAUGAUCAUCUGGGCUCCUGAAGAUGGAUCAGGCGUCUGGGUUGAGCAGGUGCGAGUAGGGGAGGUGGGCGGAAACACUCUGGGCUUCUACGGUUGCCAGAUGAGUCCUGAUGGAUCUAUGAUUGUGGCUCAUGCUUUUCACGGAGCGCUACAUCUCUGGUGUAAAGAUCCCAACAAAGAGGACUGGAGACCAGGAGUCGUUAUAUCAGGUCACUUCAAAGCGGUUCAAGACCUGAGCUGGGAUCCUGAGGGGGAGUACAUCCUGAGUGUGGGAUCAGACCAGACAACCAGACUGUUUACUCCCUGGAAGAAGCAAGGCAACAAACAGGUGACCUGGCACGAAAUCUCACGCCCGCAGAUCCACGGAUAUGACAUGCAGUGUCUGGCCAUGGUGGGACGGUUUCAGUUUGUGUCGGGUGCUGAUGAGAAAGUCCUCAGAGUUUUCCAGGCACCUCGUAAUUUUGUGGAGAACUUUGCAAAUAUCACAGGCACUUCCAAAGAGAAGCUGCUGGUCUCCAGUGACUCUGUAAACCUCCCUGAAGGGGCGAGCACACCUGCUUUAGGCCUGUCCAACAAGGCCGUAUUCCAAGGUGAUCGUGUCCCAAAAUCCACGGAAGAAAAGCAGUUCAACAGUAUAUCUGACCAGUAUCAGGAGUCCUACUUCCACCCACUCAUCCUGACUGAGCCCCCACCUGAGGAUCAUCUUCUGCAAAAUACUCUUUGGCCUGAGAUCCAAAAAUUGUACGGCCACGGCUUUGAGAUAUUCUGCCUGGCAUCCGACAGUACCGGGACGCUGGUGGCAUCCGCAUGCAAGGCAUCUAAAGCUGAGCAUGCUGCAGUGAUCCUAUGGAGUACAAGCACAUGGCGUCAACUGCAGAUGCUGCCGUAUCACACUCUCACAGUUACCCAGAUGGCUUUCUCGCCUGACGCUCAGCUCCUGUUGGCAGUUUCCCGAGACCGCACCUGGUCCUUGUGGAGGCGGAGCCAAGAAAGUACAGAGCCUCCCUUCUCAAUGUAUGCACACACAGGAAAGGAGACAGCCAUGCACACGCGAAUCAUCUGGUCAUGUGACUGGAGCCCAGACAGCAAAUACUUUGUGACAUCAAGUCGAGACAAGAGGGUGAUCGUGUGGGGUCCCUGCAGACGGGACGGCUCUGAGGAAAUGGCGCCUCCUGCAGACAUCAGGCCAUGUUCCUCAAUCUUGGAUGUGGGCAAUUCUGCCACUGCAGUAGCUUUCUGCCCUGAACUCUGCUCUGAUAACAGCUAUCUGCUUGCCGUUGGCCUGGAUUGUGGACAGAUCCUGCUGUACAGGUGGAGCCCUAACCAAAAGGAAUCUGGAGGAGACGACUGGAUCAGCUGUGGAGGAACAAACGCAUCGCAGAGCCACACGUUGGCGGUCAAACGGCUCCGCUGGAGGCCCAAGGCCGGUCGAGCAGGUACACAGAUCAGCGACGAGGAUGCAGAGGGUGACAGAGAAAGGGAACUUGAAGAGAGCUCCUGGGUCCAGUUUGCCAGCGCCAGUGACGACCACGCUGUCAAAAUCUUCAGCAUCAACAAACUGACUCUCUAACACCACGAACACUGACUUCAUUAUGUCUUUCUCGCGCAGACACUUGAACCCAGGGCCACAGGCCUGCAUGCCACACAAAGACCACAGUGGCUUGCAGUGAAGGUAUUCAGUCUGUGUGACAGCCAGACGAGGGAGGGGUCAGUUGCAGGACAAAUGCACAGCACACAAGCCCUGAGGUCUUUCAGCACAGAGCUGAGCUAAUCUGAGGGGUUCAAACCGUAGCCUAAAGGGGGCAUUUCACUGGGACAUUUCUAUGUGGCUUAUAUUCAGUCUGGAACUGUGGUGCAUGUCUGCACUAACUAUAGACAAACAAGUAUUUGGAUGAAGUCUUUAAACCAUAAACGAUAAAAGUGAUCAUUGGUCUCUGGUUCAGAAUGUCAUUUUUAUAGUAAAUGUAUUUUUUAUUUCAGCAAUUUUUUUUAAUUUUUUUUGUUACGUUUUUCUAAGUUUAAGUUAACAAUAAAACAAAGACGGCAUAUAGACUCCACAGUUCUCAUGAUUCUUUGCAAGCUUUAAAAUUUGUGACUUAUAACAGCUUUACAAAAUUCUUCACAGUACUUGGUCAGUCUUUAAAAUAGUAUACAUUCCUGUUCCCAAAAACGAUAUGUAUAUUUUUAAAUCCUUUUAAUUAUAUGUCUUUUUUGUUUCUAUAGAUAUUAGUGGCUGGUGUGUUCUUUUUUGUUUAGUUUAACAUACGCCGACUUCUUUCUAACCAGCCAAUCACACGGCAGCAACUCUAAGCUUAUAUCCACGUAGAUGUGAACAAGACAAUCUGCUGCUCAAAUGUACAUGAGUUCAGUUUACCUGUCUCCAGGUUACUGGAAAACUAUACAUCAGCACACUCAAAAAAGAAAAAUUGUUGGGAAAUAUGUAUUUUAAAGGUUAAAAUAAAAUAGUUAUUUUAAAGACGCUGUUUUUGUUAGGUUAAAUGUACAAUAAACAAGCUCUUAAUGCUGCAUCAACACAGGUGUGACUCAUAAACCCAGUGCACUUGUGCACACAACAGCGCACCAGACUGCCCUUAAAAAUGCUCUGUUGUCCUCUUUGUUUGUCUUACAAAGGCCUGAAAUGUCAUCAUUUCAAUGGUGGAAAAUGGAGCUCUAACUUCCAGUGAUAAUCUUUAAUUAUUCACCUAAGAUGCCCAGGGUGCUAUACUGACACAUAAUAAAAUGGUUUCUAGAAUUCCCUCAUUCACUCCUUUUCUAAAGCAUUGCUCCUAAGGCCUUAGCCACCUUUGUCAGGGGUUUAUCUUCCACGCCACAUGAAACCAGUUUAGCCAUUAAGCAACAGCACUCAGAGAAUUCUAGACUUCUUAUCCUUCCCUUUCCCCCCAUUAUGGCAAAACCACCUCAUCGAAGGCACACUGCAAGGAAUGGGGAAUGCACUUUAUGUAAUUGGGAGAGGAAAGAACCUGCUACAUCUGUAUAGACGCAUUGAUGGAAAUACGAGUGGCCUUUAAUGCAGAUUGAAUUUUCCAUUAAUGUGUACACCUUAUGAAAGGAAAAAUGUCUAUGCCCAUUACAGACCAUUUUUAGUGCCUAACAAAUAGUGCUGUUAUUUGGCCUUUUUUUGGGGGAGGGUAUUAAUCAUAUAUUAAAGGAAGCUUGGAUGGAUACAUCGCAGAAAUUUCAAUGUGGACUUUACUUGAAAAUGUAGCUAAUUUCUUGUCUUUGCCAAUUUCCAAAUUCACCUAUAAAGGAUUUUCCACAUUAA
This is a messenger RNA of Oryzias latipes (Japanese medaka), 4255 nucleotides long. It is a transcript of the gene elp2, whose product is annotated as elongator acetyltransferase complex subunit 2. Gene Ontology annotation, biological process: tRNA wobble uridine modification. Gene Ontology annotation, molecular function: protein binding. The record is from RefSeq and is a predicted model, not a curated record. Lineage: Eukaryota; Metazoa; Chordata; Actinopteri; Beloniformes; Adrianichthyidae. Gene Ontology annotation, cellular component: elongator holoenzyme complex.